AAGCAGAUAGACGUUUCCAAAAUGCACCAUUCAAACCAAGAGUAUUACUUGAAGCUGGAGGAGCUGAAGAAUGCCCACUUGGAGACCAUGGCCAGGCUGGAAAGUAUGUAUCGGAAUAAGCUGUAUUUGAAGAGAGAGCAACCCUUGGGCAAGAAAAAUGCUGCUGCUGGGAUGUGCUGUAGGCCAACUUGGGAGAAGAGCUCGUAUGAGCCUCUGCAUCUGCACAAAUCCUUUUCAGACUCUGACUUAAGCGAUCCCUUAAGCUCAAGUAUAUCCGAUGUGUCCGACAGAGAAUUAGCCUUUGAAGAAAACAGGAAUGAAACUCCAUCAUCUGCAUUUGCCAAGCAACGGAUUGAAAAAAUGUGGGAUGGGUUCUCUGUGGAAGAUUAUAUCCCUCGCACCAAACCCAGCUCACCCGCCUGCAGAACCGCAGGGAAGAAGCAGAAAGCAUGGUCACCCAGAGUGACGGUGCCCAAGCCCUUCCAGAUGACUAUCAGAGAAGCCAGGAAAAAAGAGCAGAACAUCAAGUCGAAGUCACUGGUUGAAAUGGAAAACCACUUACUGAGGAAGCGGCUGGAGGAGGAAGCAGAGUGUCAGAAGCAGUUCCGAGCUAACCCGGUGCCCGCUGCUGUCUUCCUGCCGCUCUACCAUGAAAUCGUGCGGCGCAAUGAGGAACGCAGGAGGUCUGUGAAAGAGAGAAGCAGGCUCCAGCUCUUGGCUUCUCAGAAGCCGUUUAAAUUCAUUGAGCGAGAGAAGCAAAGGAAUGAGAUGAGGAAAAUGCAGCUGAGAGACCUUUCUGCACCUGAAAAGAAACCAGGACUGUUCAAAGCAAAACCAGUUCCUAGAUGUGUUUAUAGCCCGGCUGUUAAUGACAAGCUGAAGGAGGAGGAGCUCUACAGGGAGAUCAGGAUCAGAAUGCGAGCUGAGGAGCUGCUGCGUAAUUCGUCUCUCCCCAACAGCAGGCUGGCGUUAAAAGACACCAGUAAAAAGAAGAAACCCAAGUGCAGUGAACCAAAGCAGACGGAGCGUAAACCCCGGCUCAAAUCAAGUGUUCCAGACUUUGAACUGCUGCACCAGAGAUUUCAGCAGCGGCUCCUGCAGCAGAAACAAGUGAAGCACCUGACAGUCUGUGAACCUUUUGGUCUUCGUACUCCGUGUAUUCCUUCAAACAAGGGGAAGAUAUUGCAGGACAUUGAAGCAGAUGAAGAAAAGCUGAAAGAAACACGCUGGCCAUAUGUCUCUCCGAGACGUAAACCCCAGAUGAGACAUUCGAGGGCAAAUUCACAUUUUGGAGGAUCUAAAUCACCAAAAGCCACAGAAUCCACCAGACGGCGGCUACACGCCAUAAGGAGUUCACUUGAGGAAAAGAGAAAGCUGGAAGAACAACAGAAAAGGACCAGAACAAAGCAGAAACAAAGAACAAAAAGACUCCAGAAAAUUGUAACCACUCGGGCUGAGGCCAAUGAUCCCCAUCAGAGCCUUGCUCAGGUGUCUAAAUCCAAAUUAAGAACAUUCAGGAAUUAUGAGAAGCAGAGAAUGCAAGAAUAUCUGCAAGAGUUGCAAGAAAUGGAAGAAAGAGUAAAACAAAGGCCAUUGCUUUUUGAAAGAGUCACUCAGCAAAAUGCCAGAAUAGCUGCAGAAAAGCAUUAUUCUAACAGACUGAGAGCACUGGGGAUAUGCCCAGAGUUUGUUUCGAGGAAAGGACAAACAACUAAAUUACUACAAUACUCCAGUGCUGAAGAUUUUAAUUACUCCACUGAUGCCAGAGAAAGAGUCAUCAAGGAUAAAGUGAAGGAAAAGGAAUCCUUUGAGGAAGCAGCUGACAGCAGUCCUCGGUCUGAGCACUCCUGGGAGGAGGAGGAGGAGAACAGAAAAGGUGUCAAGAUCCCUACCCAGGAUGGCCAGUCCAGUGAGGUGGAGGAUGAGGAAGAGGCGAGAGCCAGCCCUUAUGCUCAUGAGCCUUGCCAUGCAGGGGCAGCUGAGCUGAGCCCCACCUCUGACCAGCACCAUGAAGAAGAAGAGGAGGAGGAGGGAGAGGAAGAAGCGGAAGCAAAGGCAAAGGCAGGCCGGUCACUCAGCCAUUCCCAGGAAGAGGAUGAUGAUCAGUCAAGACCCAGCUCUCGGUCUGACCAGCCCCAUGAGCAUGAAGAGGAAGGUCAGUCUGACCCUGAAGAUGAGGGUGCUUUUGGCUAUGAGGAUGAGGAGUAUGAAAGUGAUGAUUCAGAAGAGAAACCCAGCGAUGAGGAAGCUGACUGA
Messenger RNA from Nestor notabilis (Kea), 2256 nucleotides. RefSeq names its product family with sequence similarity 161, member A (gene FAM161A). Gene Ontology annotation, biological process: cilium organization. Bases 22 to 2256 code for a protein of 744 amino acids. The transcript has 6 exons. The record is from RefSeq and is a predicted model, not a curated record. Lineage: Eukaryota; Metazoa; Chordata; Aves; Psittaciformes; Psittacidae. Gene Ontology annotation, cellular component: photoreceptor connecting cilium; ciliary basal body; cilium.